Molecule: messenger RNA, 1674 nt
Organism: Amoebophrya sp. A120
Lineage: Eukaryota; Dinophyceae; Syndiniales; Amoebophryaceae
Source: the annotation of a GenBank genome assembly
AUGUCAAGUGCAGCAGGUGGAAAAGCAGAGCCACGUGGGUCGCCACCCCAACCGCCAACCGCUUCUGCAAGUGCGAAAAUCCGAGUCCGGAACUUCAGCGGGGAAGAGCAUUCUGUAGACGUUGACGGACUGGUUCGCGUGCGAGACCUAAGCCAACCGAGGAUUCUCCAAAUGUUCUUCCAGGGUGAUGAACUGAUCCCGCCAGCUUCGCUAGUCCACUGGACGCUUGUGCGCGAAGAUGUACCGGACGCGUCGGACGGAGGAGAUUCGAAAGGUGAACAAGGGCCAGCUCCUGCGGUGUUGCCAAAAAAUGACGCGGAAAUGACAGACAGCGAGUUGGUGAUCAUUCCGGAAGACCCGGACUUGGAAAGCGUCUUGCCACUGGAAGAAGGAGCUGAGGACUCCGAUGCUAUGCCUGACUGCUUUCUCGGCCCGGACGCGGAAAUCGAUGUUGACAACCUUGCCCAGGUGGUCUACCAGUUUGGAGUUGGUCGCGUGAGUUACGACCUCAAGAGGCAGUCUGACGAAAGUAAUUGUGAUUGGGAAGUGCGAAUUAAUGCCGCGGUGAGAAACUUGAAGUCUGUGGACGAAGCGCAGGCGUUUUUCUACUGCGAGGCUCAUUAUUGUGGUGGUGUGGAGAGCCAGGAGAAGCUGAAGCGGAUUCGGGACCGUAGCGUACCAUCAUCGGCGUUUUGUUCCGACACCUGUUUUUACUGUCGAUACACAACUACAUCUACAAUCUGUCGAAGCAGGGGUCCGAUUUUACUGUCGAAACACAACUACAAUCUUGUUCGGGCGGCGUUGAAUUUUCGUGCAGCGGAGUGGAGUAAAUACCACAAAGCAAUUGGUGGAGAAUUCUUUUCCCCGUCGUUUCGGGACGCAUUUUGCUGGAGUGUCGUUGAUUCGGCGAUCUACUUCGGCUCGCGCCGGCGACAAGCCGCGGUUUUCGCUGUCUUUCCUCCAGACUUGCAAGAAAUCACCGCAGAAGACUGCCAUAAGCUUCUGCGCCGUGCUCUCGCUGCAUUGACGGAGGACGGAAAGAAUAUCGACGCCCGCCGUGCGGCAACCUGGUACCGCUCCGAAUCAAAUACGACGUUUCCGAGAUUACCACAGCGAACUAGGGCGCAGGUAGCGGAAGGAAACCAGUGCUAUUUGUACCACAAGACUGUUUUGGAACGCGUUGCGAGUACCGGACAAAUACCAGCUCUUACGUCAGAGCUCUAUUGGAGGUUCCGCCUGCACGAGUGUGUCCUCCCUGAUUGCAAAAGAAACUUCGAAAAGAGUGGUAUUCUACCGCUGCUGGGCCAGAAUUUUUUUCGAGACAAGAACCUGCUGCUGAAUCUUUCGGCGGCCGACGUCAUCGAUGUUUUCUCUCGCCGCUUGAAGCGCCUGAGUUCGACGUUCGACUCCCAUUGCGACCCAAAGAUUAGGGCCCUCGAAGUGAUCGAGUACAUCAUCAGAUAUGACUUGGAAAUGGAAUGCGACUUGGCGCCAACCAUCAAUCCUCUGCAGAGAUUCGCAGGCCUUACGACCGCACAAAGACUGCAGGAAUCUGGCCUCACGUUCGAAUACUACCGGCAACUUGUGCGAGAAAUUGAACGGCCGGAGGAUGAGGACUUCGUCAAUAGGAUACCGUGGACGGAGAUAGAGAACCUGUGGCGCACUGUGGAAUGA